Lactuca saligna is the source of this 900-nucleotide messenger RNA. The record is from the annotation of a GenBank genome assembly. NCBI's taxonomy places the organism in Eukaryota, Viridiplantae, Streptophyta, Magnoliopsida, Asterales, Asteraceae.
AUGAUUAUCUCAUUAAAAGGGACCCUAAUUGUUGCUCAGGGGCCUUUUUUUAAGGUGGGAAUGGGAUGUGAUGCAAUGGAAAAUGGUGUUUAUGAGAGCUUCAAUGUUGUUAUUGAAGAAGCUAGAAAGAAGCGAUUGAUCACUAUGUUAGAGGACAUAAGGGUGUUUAUGAUGGAGAGAUUUUACAUGCAGAAAGGGGAAGGAUUUGGGCUGGAAUUAGGCAAUCUGUCCAACUAUCAUAAAGAAGCUUGUGAUAGAUUCUGGGAUCCAUAUGUUAGUGGAUACAAACAAUUUGAAAUUGUGCAAGGCAAUGAAAGGUAUAUCGUUGACCUAGAGAAUAGAGAAGGUGGAUGCAGAGGUUGGCAAUUGACAGGAAUUCCUUGUGUACAUGCCAUAUGUGCCAUAUAUUCUUUGAAUCUUGAUUCAGAGGAAGUUUUUGUAGAGUGGUUUACUAAAUCUACAUUUCUUAGGGCCUAUGAGUACACCAUACAUCCCCUGAAUGAUAGUACAUUGUGGCCCCACAUGCCUAAUGUUCACCAGAUACUACCUCCUAUUAGGAGGAGGUUACCAGGUAGGCUAUGUGUGAAAAGAAAAAGAGACCAAGCAGAAAAUGAACUCAGUGGGAAUACCAUACAUACUAUAAGCACGGAAGGUGUUCAACGCAGAUGUACAAUUUGUAAUGAAACUGGACAAAAGAAAGCUACAUAUCCAAUGAGGGGUCCUUCUGAAGCAGGUCCAAAUAAAGCAAGAAAGAAGAGUAAUGCAAAAAAUUGUCCUUCACAAGCAGGUCCAAGCACUCCAGCUCCAACUGCUCCAACACAUGUGAAUCAAGAUCUUAUAACUCAAGAGUAUGUCAAUCAAGAGCCUGUGAUUCAAGAGAAUGUCCCUGUGAAUCAAUAG